AUGGCACAAACCAACGGUUCCUCUGCUCCCUUAGAAUGGGCCACAGUCAAAACAACCUUGCCAAAAGCAUACCCACCCAUGUCAGCUCGGGAGCCCAUCCGAAGCGAGCGCCUGAUCCUCCGACCUUACGUCGCAACAGACGUCAACGACUUUCACCUGCUCCGUCUACAGCCAGAAGUCAUGAAGUGGACGGGCCAGGGCAGGCCAGACAAGGAUUUGGAAGAGACCGCGAAAUGCCUGGAAGAUAGGCUCCCAGGCUCAACCAAGGGCGAAUCUGCUUACGAGUUUGCCAUCUGCUUGGCAGAGACGGGGGAGAUGAUUGGCACCGGCGGAAGCCACAUGCGAGUCGGCGAGCUUGGCUGGCCUGUAAUUGGAUACUUGCUUCGAACCGAGUUCUGGGGUAAAGGCUUUGCGACUGAACUCAUGACUGCCUUUUUGAAAGCAUACUGGGCGCUCCCCCGAGAAGAAGUCGAGAUCAAGGUGGAGAAGAGCACGAUAGUAGGCAGCGAGGCCGAUUUGCAGCCCGAGCACAUCACGGCGAUUACGGCAACUGAUAACGGCGCAAGUCAAAAUGUUUUGGGGAAACUUGGGUUUAAACUGGCCAGGCUAUUCGAAGAAGAGGACCCUCAUACCCCGGGUGUUAUGGAGGCCUUGCAUGGAUAUGCGCUGCAAAGGCCGCAAUUGUAA
This is a messenger RNA of Trichoderma atroviride IMI 206040, 687 nucleotides long. RefSeq lists its product as uncharacterized. Lineage: Eukaryota; Fungi; Ascomycota; Sordariomycetes; Hypocreales; Hypocreaceae. The record is from RefSeq and is a predicted model, not a curated record. Gene Ontology annotation, molecular function: acyltransferase activity, transferring groups other than amino-acyl groups.